GCCGGGCCCGCUCACGGCCGCGUGGGAGCAGUGGGGUUCGACGGCGCGGCCGCGAGGCCGCCAUGGCCGCUCACGGGAAGCUGCGGCGGGAGCGGGGGCUGCAGGCUGAGUAUGAGACGCAAGUCAAAGAGAUGCGCUGGCAGCUGAGCGAGCAGCUGCGCUGCCUGGAGCUGCAGGGCGAGCUGCGGCGGGAGUUGCUGCAGGAGCUGGCAGAGUUCAUGCGGCGCCGCGCUGAGGUGGAGCUGGAAUACUCCCGGGGCCUGGAAAAGCUGGCCGAGCGCUUCUCCAGCCGUGGAGGCCGCCUGGGGAGCAGCCGGGAGCACCAAAGCUUCCGGAAGGAGCCGUCCCUCCUGUCGCCCUUGCACUGCUGGGCGGUGCUGCUGCAGCACACGCGGCAGCAGAGCCGGGAGAGCGCGGCCCUGAGUGAGGUGCUGGCCGGGCCCCUGGCCCAGCGCCUGAGUCACAUUGCAGAGGACGUGGGGCGCCUGGUCAAGAAGAGCAGGGAUCUGGAGCAGCAGCUGCAGGAUGAGCUCCUGGAGGUGGUCUCAGAGCUCCAGACGGCCAAGAAGACGUACCAGGCAUAUCACAUGGAGAGCGUGAAUGCCGAGGCCAAGCUCCGGGAGGCCGAGCGGCAGGAGGAGAAGCGGGCAGGCCGGAGUGUCCCCACCACCACCGCUGGUGCCACUGAGGCAGGGCCCCUCCGCAAGAGCUCCCUCAAGAAGGGAGGGAGGCUGGUGGAGAAGCUCUGGCCCCCGCAGAGGCCUGUGGCCGCUUCCAGCUGUGCACCUGUGUGCUGGCUCCAAGCUGGGUUUCUCGUGCACCCUCCAUGGUGGGGUGCCAUGUGCGCACCUUCCACUCAUCAGCGGCAGGCCAAGUUCAUGGAGCACAAACUCAAGUGCACAAAGGCGCGCAACGAGUACCUGCUUAGCCUGGCUAGUGUCAACGCUGCUGUCAGUAACUACUACCUGCAUGACGUCUUGGACCUCAUGGACUGCUGUGACACAGGGUUCCACCUGGCCCUGGGGCAGGUGCUCCGGAGCUACACGGCCGCUGAGAGCCGCACCCAAGCCUCCCAAGUGCAGGGCCUGGGCAGCCUGGAAGAAGCUGUGGAGGCCCUGGAUCCUCCAGGGGACAAAGCCAAGGUUCUCGAGGUGCAUGCUACCGUCUUCUGUCCCCCGCUGCGCUUUGACUACCACCCCCAUGAUGGGGAUGAGGUGGCUGAGAUCUGCGUUGAAAUGGAGCUGCGGGACGAGAUUCUGCCCAGAGCCCAGAACAUCCAGAGCCGCCUGGACCGACAGACCAUUGAGACAGAGGAGGUGAACAAGACUCUGAAGGCGACACUGCAGGCCCUGCUGGAGGUGGUGGCCUCGGAUGACGGGGAUGUGCUUGAUUCCUUCCAGACCAGCCCCUCCACCGAGUCCCUCAAGUCCACCAGCUCAGACCCAGGCAGCCGGCAGGCGGGCCGGAGGCGCGGCCAGCAGCAGGAGACCGAAACCUUCUACCUCACGAAGCUCCAGGAGUAUCUGAGUGGACGGAGCAUCCUCGCCAAGCUGCAGGCCAAGCACGAGAAGCUGCAGGAGGCCCUUCAGCGAGGUGACAAGGAGGAGCAGGAGGUGUCUUGGACCCAGUACACACAGAGAAAAUUCCAGAAGAGCCGCCAGCCCCGCCCCAGCUCCCAGUAUAACCAGAGACUCUUUGGGGGAGACAUGGAGAAGUUUAUCCAGAGCUCAGGCCAGCCUGUGCCCCUGGUGGUGGAGAGCUGCAUUCGCUUCAUCAACCUCAAUGGCCUGCAGCAUGAAGGCAUCUUCCGGGUAUCGGGUGCCCAGCUCCGGGUCUCAGAGAUCCGUGAUGCCUUCGAGAGAGGGGAGGACCCACUGGUGGAGGGCUGCACUGCCCAUGACCUGGACUCGGUGGCCGGGGUGCUGAAGCUCUACUUCCGGAGCCUGGAGCCCCCACUCUUCCCCCCAGACCUGUUCGGCGAGCUGCUGGCUUCUUCGGAGCUGGAGGCCACAGCGGAGAGGGUGGAGCACGUGAGCCGCCUGCUGUGGCGGCUGCCCGCGCCGGUGCUGGUGGUUCUGCGCUACCUCUUCACCUUCCUCAACCACCUGGCCCAGUACAGCGAUGAGAACAUGAUGGACCCCUACAACCUGGCCGUGUGCUUCGGGCCCACGCUGCUACCGGUGCCCGCUGGGCAGGACCCGGUGGCGCUGCAGGGCCGGGUGAACCAGCUGGUGCAGACGCUCAUAGUGCAGCCCGAUCGGGUCUUCCCGCCCCUGACCUCGCUGCCUGGCCCCGUCUACGAGAAGUGCAUGGCACCGCCUUCCGCCAGCUGCCUGGGGGACGCCCAGCUGGAGAGCCUGGGGGCGGACAAUGAGCCGGAGCUGGAAGCCGAGAUGCCCGCACAGGAGGAUGACCUGGAGGGGGUCGUGGAGGCUGUGGCCUGCUUUGCCUACACGGGCCGCACAGCCCAGGAGCUGAGCUUCCGGCGGGGGGACGUACUGCGGCUGCACGAGAGGGCCUCGAGCGACUGGUGGCGGGGGGAGCACAACGGCAUGCGGGGCCUCAUCCCCCACAAGUAUAUCACGCUGCCCGCCGGGACGGAGAAGCAGGUGGUGGGCGCAGGGCUGCAGACUGCAGGGGAGUCUGGGAGCAGUCCCGAGGGCCUCCUGGCAUCGGAGCUGGUCCACCGGCCAGAGCCAUGCACCUCACCUGAGGCCAUGGGACCCUCUGGACACAGACGACGCUGCUUGGUCCCAGCCUCCCCAGAGCAACACGUGGAGGUGGAUAAGGCUGUGGCACAGAACAUGGACUCUGUGUUUAAGGAGCUCUUGGGAAAGACCUCUGUCCGCCAGGGCCUUGGGCCAGCAUCUACCACCUCUCCCAGUCCUGGGCCCCGAAGCCCAAAGGCCCCGCCCAGCAGCCGCCUGGGCAGGAACAAAGGCUUCUCCCGGGGCCCUGGGGCCCCAGCCUCACCCUCAGCUUCCCACCCCCAGGGCCUAGACACGACCCCCAAGCCACACUGAGGUGCCGCUGCUGGAGAUGCGUGCCCCCGGCGGCUACCCGCUGGACCGGCCACUCUCCCCAGCCCCCUUGCUUCUCUCCAGCCCUGUCCAGCAAGUGCAGGGUGCCUGCACUUCACCCUGUGCAGAGAGGUGGGAUGGGGCCGUGCACACAGGGAUGCCCGCUCCACAUCCUGCCUGCCCCUCAGCCCUGGCCCAGGCCCCUUUUGGAGGCAGCUGAGGAAGGAUGCUGGGGAAAGCCCUCUUCUGCAGCUUUGUGGAAGGCUGAUCAGUGGCUGCUGGGUGGCGGGUACCCUUGCUCAGAUGCCUGGCAGGGCUGGGUGGCGAUUCAUAAAGACCUCGUGUUGAUUCCCC
This is a messenger RNA of Homo sapiens (human), 3374 nucleotides long. It is a transcript of the gene ARHGAP4, whose product is annotated as Rho GTPase activating protein 4. The record is from RefSeq and is marked reviewed. Lineage: Eukaryota; Metazoa; Chordata; Mammalia; Primates; Hominidae. The coding region runs from base 63 to 3023 and encodes 986 amino acids. Gene Ontology annotation, cellular component: cytoplasm; microtubule; growth cone. Gene Ontology annotation, biological process: nervous system development; negative regulation of fibroblast migration; signal transduction. Gene Ontology annotation, molecular function: GTPase activator activity. The transcript has 23 exons.